Messenger RNA from Papilio machaon (common yellow swallowtail), 1739 nucleotides. Its product is annotated as juvenile hormone esterase. The transcript has 4 exons. Bases 23 to 1729 code for a protein of 568 amino acids. The record is from RefSeq and is a predicted model, not a curated record. Lineage: Eukaryota; Metazoa; Arthropoda; Insecta; Lepidoptera; Papilionidae.
UGCUGAUGUACAUGGUUUUAUAAUGUUUUUAAUCGCAGUAAUAAUCUAUAUAUUCUUGUGUUUAAACGUGUCUGACUUAAAUAAACAAAGAAUAAUCAAAACAACUAGCGGCCCCGUUAGAGGUCGCUUACAACAAUAUGAUGAUAUUUCGUACUAUUCCUACGAAGGAAUACCUUACGCAGAAAAUCCUACAGGAUCCCUUAGAUUUCGGCCCCCGGUCCCGAGGGAGCCAUGGACCGAUGUGUUUAAUGCAACUCAAAGACCACCCGUAUGUCCGCAAAUAACCUUGAAAUAUAAAAAAUACGAAAUGAGUGAAGAUUGUUUACGCCUUAAUAUUUUCGUGCCGGCAUUCCGCACUGAUGAAAUAUUAUCAGUACUAGUGUUCGUACAUGGAGGUGCAUUCCACUUAAUCUCUGGAAACACUGAUUUAAUAUACGGGCCUGAGCUUUUGAUGAAAAGGGGCAUUAUCUUUGUUACUAUGAACUACAGGUUGGGAAUUUUAGGAUUUAUGUCCCUUGAUAUCGAAGAUGCUUCCGGUAACGCGGGUCUGAAAGAUAUUCUACUGGCGUUGAAAUGGAUAAAAGCAAACAUCGAAAGUUUUGGAGGUAGCAGCGAUAACAUUACAAUAGGCGGCAACAGUUCCGGUGCUUCUGUAGUCAAUUACUUAUUAAUGGUAAAUCAAUCGGUUGGUUUAUUUCAUAAAGCAAUAUUGUUCAGUGGUAGUGCUUUAAGUUAUAGAGUUCUAGCGAAACACCCAGUAGAAAAUGCACUAAAAGUGGCCAAGAUCGUCUGCCCUGAUGAUCAAGACAAAGAGUCAAUACUCAAAUGUCUAAGACGAGCUGACGUAUUCGACAUAGUGGAUUCCUACGAUCUAAUGAGGAAUGGGGAUAUGAAUCCUCUAAGACCGUAUACACCAUUUUUACCAAUUGUAGAAAAAGAGUUUUCACAUGCGAUUCUAACUAAAACUCCAAUAGAAAUUUUACGAGCCCAAGAGUUACAAAAUGUGCCUGUUUUAGCAGGAUUCAACGGCAAUGAAGGAAUUUACAUGGCAUCAGGAUAUUUAAGGUAUCCUGACAUUGUGUUAAAAAUUUUAAGAAAAAAUAUUGAAUUGGUUAUACCAUCCAAUAUUGAAUAUCCCCUAGGUUCUGAAAAAUCAAUGGCAUUGGCAAAAUCUAUUGUUAAAUUUUAUUUUGACGAUGAGAAUUUUUCAAAUUGGACAUUAAACAAUGCUUUCGACUUAAUAUCCGACACACAUUACGUCCACGGUGUUGACUUGUGGAUAAACAUGCACAAAGAAAGAAAAGACAGCAAUAAUGUUUACUAUUAUUUCUUUGAUUUUGACGGAGCUUUGAAUUGGUUCAAAACAUAUUACAAUAUAACUUUUCCUGGAACAAGCCAUGCCGACGAUUUGGGAUAUGUAUUUAGUACAAAUGCAACAAAACCAAAACUAAAGUCGGCUGACAAAAGGAGCUUGGAAGCAUUAAAUGUUAUGCUAACUGUGGUGUCCAACUUCGUUAAAUUCGGGAACCCUACACCGAAAAACUCUACGGAAUUUAUAUGGCCAGAAUAUGGAGCUGAUAGAAAAAUGCUACUUUUAAACGACAAACCAUGUGUUAUUAAAAUGGAUCCGGUAAUUCGAAGAAGGAUAGACUUUUGGAACGACAUUUAUGAUGAGUACCACGAUUAUAUUGCCAAUGGCGGUGUAAUAGAAUAUAAAAUAACACCCUAAAAAGAAUUUA